AUGACCUCGGUGAAGAUGGAAGAGAGCUCGGUGAGCCGUCAGCUGUCGCAGUGCAACGAAGACGCGUGGAUGACGCUGGCCCGCAUCGCCGAGAUGAUGGGGGACGACGACAACAUGCUCGUCUCGUACGAGAAGGCGCUGUCGCACAACCGCCUCAACACGGGCGCGCUCUACAGCAUCGGCUGCUGCUACGAGAAGGCCGAGAACUUUAGCAAGGCCGCCGACUGCUUCCGCAGCCUCGUCACGCUCAGCGAGCACGCCAACAACACGGACGCGUGGGGCCACUUGGGCUACUGCUACAUGAUGCUGAACGACCUCGCCAAUGCCCAUACCGCGUACCAGUACGCCAUGUACAACAACCCGGCGUCGCAGCGCGACCCGACCCUCUGGUUUGGCAUUGGCCAGCUCUACGAGCGCUCGGGCGCGCUCGACCACGCCGAAGAAUCCUUUGACGCGGUCCUUCGUUUCGAGCCCCCUUUCAACAUGGCGCUGGAAGCGCGCAUCCGCCUCGGCAUCAUCGCCAAGCAACGCGGCGACCUUGACGUCGCAGUCGAGCGCCUCAAGUCGGUGCUCUCGCUCGCGCAGUCGAACGACAUGCUCAGCGACGUCUGGACGCAAAUCGGCCACGUCUACGAAAUGAAGUCGGAGAUCCAGUUGGCUCAAAGUUCGUACCUCAAGGUCGUCGAUCUCAACCCGAACAACGCCAAGCCGCUGCAGCAGCUCGGGUGGCUCUGCCUCAAGCACAACCAGCACGUCGAGGCCAUCAAGUACCUCAAGAAGGCGGUCGCGGUCGAUCCGCAGGAUGGCAAGGGCUGGUACCUCUUGGGUCGCUGCUACAUGGCAGUCCGCGAGUACGAAGAGGCGUACGACGCGUACAAGCACGCCGUCAACUCGGACCCGUCCAACCCGAACGUGUGGUGCUCGCUCGGCGUGCUCUUUUACCAGCUCAACCAGCACCUCGAUGCGCUUGACGCGUACUCGCGUGCGAUCAACAUCAACCCCAACAUUUGCGAAGUCUGGUACAACGUCGGCACGCUCUACGACGCGUGCAACCAGACGACCGACGCCCAGGACGCCUACCAAAAGGCCGCCGAGCUCGGUGCCGACGCGCAGUUUAUUCGCGAGCGCCUCGACUUGCUCCGCGCGCGGGAAGCCGGCCAGCCCACGACCGGCAUGCCGGGCGCCAACUCGGCGCCGGGUCCGUCCGAGCCGCCGACGACGUCCCCGAUGCCGUCGUUUACGUCCAAGAACACGCCGGCGCCAGCGCCGGCCGCCAACUCGGCCCCGGGCAAUGCGCCGCCCCAACAGCAAGGUGGGCAGCCGCCAAUGCAGCACCCGUCCCAGGGCAACGCAAUGAACGCGCCGUACAACCCGCAGCAGCCGCCGAGCAACGGGGGCCCGAUGAUGGCGCCCAUGAAUGGUGGCGCGGGCGGCCAGCCGCAAAUGAGCAUGAUGCGCCCGAUGUCGUCGAGCCGCCAGCCGAUGGGGGGCAUGGGCAUGCCGCCGCCGCCGCAGCAGCAGCAACAACAAGGCCCGCCGGGCAUGCUUCCGCGCGGCGUCAUGGACGGUCCUCCCCAAGGCCGGCGGUAG
Molecule: messenger RNA, 1590 nt
Organism: Saprolegnia diclina VS20
Lineage: Eukaryota; Oomycota; Saprolegniomycetes; Saprolegniales; Saprolegniaceae
Exons: 6
Coding region: 1-1590 (529 amino acids)
Biological process (GO): regulation of gene expression
Molecular function (GO): protein binding; chromatin DNA binding; RNA polymerase II cis-regulatory region sequence-specific DNA binding
Source: RefSeq, a predicted model, not a curated record